Messenger RNA from Malus domestica (apple), 1032 nucleotides. The record is from RefSeq and is a predicted model, not a curated record. NCBI's taxonomy places the organism in Eukaryota, Viridiplantae, Streptophyta, Magnoliopsida, Rosales, Rosaceae.
AUGGGAAAGAAAGGCCAAACUCGGAUGGCAAUGUGGCUUUUCUCUGAGAUGCAUAAUAGUGGGUGCCGGCCUGAUACUUCUGUUUACAAUGCACUCAUCUCAGCCCACCUUAACUCCAAGGAUGAAGCGAAGGCUUUGGACAAAGCUCUCGGAUACUUUAACAAAAUGAAGGGAAUGGAAUUGUGCCAACCCAGCAUUGUGACAUACAACAUUCUUUUGAGAGCUUUUGCACAAUCUCGAAAUGUAGGGAAAGUUAAUGCUUUGUUUAAGGAUCUUGAUGAGAGCGUUGCUUCCCCUGAUAUCUAUACGUAUAAUGGUGUAAUAGAUGCAUAUGGGAAGAAUGGAAAUAUCAGAGAAAUGGAAUCCGUGCUUUCUCGCAUGAAAAGUAAUCAGUGUAAGCCUGACAUCAUCACCCUUAAUUUGCUGAUUGAUUCAUAUGGGAAGAAGCAAGAAUUCGAUAAGAUGGAACAGGUAUUUAAGUGCUUACUUCGUUCCAAGGAGAAACCAACACUCCCUACAUUUAAUUCAAUGAUCAUAAAUUAUGGUAAGGCAAGGCUUAAGGAGGAAGCGGAACAUGUAUUGCAGAAGAUGGCUGACAUGAAAUACACGCCAAGCUUCAUAACAUAUGAGAGUCUUGUCAUGAUGUAUGGGUUCUGUGAUUGUGUUUCAAAAGCUAGGGAGGUAUUUGACAGGUUGGCUGAAUCUGGAAGGGAGUUAAAGUUUUCAACGCUUAAUGCAAUGCUUGAUGUUUACUGCAUGAAUGGUUUGCCCAUGGAAGCUGAUAAGCUUUUUGCGAGUGCAAAUAGUAUUGGGGUACGCCCAAAUGUAUCAACGUAUAAACUUUUAUACAAGGCUUACACCAAGGGGCUUCAAGAGAAACUGCUGAAAUCCAUGGAAAACGAUGGUAUUGUCCCAAAUAAGAGGUUCUUUCUAGAGGUUCUUGGGGCAUUUUUCUCUUCACCAGGGAGUCCAGGAUAUAUCUAUACACCAGAUAACAAGUCACGCAUGUCUAUCAGUUUCACCCUCGUCUGA